Linum trigynum is the source of this 1585-nucleotide messenger RNA. The record is from the annotation of a GenBank genome assembly. NCBI's taxonomy places the organism in Eukaryota, Viridiplantae, Streptophyta, Magnoliopsida, Malpighiales, Linaceae.
AUACAAACUGAUUUUUUUAUGGGUAAACAUCCCCACACAUUUCGAUGGUAAUUUUGCAGAGAGACAACUCUUGAAAGAUUCUUCCUACUCCUGGGCUGGAAUGGACCGUAUCAAUUUCAUUAAAAUAAAAUUAAACCUGACAGUAUGAGAAUGUACAGUUUAGGAAGUACAAGGACCAAAGUCCGAAUUAUCCCAAAAUCUAGUGACCAACUUGUGACCCCCAAACGUUUUUAAACAUCCAGAAGCCACAUCUAUUUAUUUAUGUAUAAAAAAAAAACCCUACAGGGCAUAUGGUUGCAGCAGAGUCAAGAACUGAAAUAAUGGCCACUGGUUUGAGAAACAUCGUACUAUCCAUUGUUACAUUGUUGGCUUCCUUGUUAUUAAUCCACUCUUCCGGCUUCCAAUCCACUCAUCCGCCACCACCAAGUCCUCCUCAUCGGCCCUUACCGCUGGGGCGUUAUAUACCUCGGCACAGCACAUCAAGACCAGCAAGCCAUGGAUGAUAAGAGUUGCAGACAUGGUAUACUUAUGAGUUCUAAGCUGAUAUGAUAACAUCCAAAUGCCUUGUUAUUUUUUUUUCAUACAUUACCAGAAUCAUCAGUUUUGUUGCGAAAAAUCCAUUUUGUUCCAAUCACAGGAACAUCUGCAGGUUUAGCCACCAAUUCCCAAACAUUUUUAAGUCUAUAAUAUUGAACUAGUUCUUCUUGUACAGCAUCAGUCCAUUCUUCAUCAAGCAAGGCUUUAUUAUGAUUCUUAGGUUCAAUUCUAGAGACAAAUGCGUAAUGAUUCGGAGUAUGCUUAUCUAUCUCGUGUUUGAAUUUUAUUAUCAGAUAGCUUACCAAUGAUCUGCUCAAAUGGAUGUCAUUUCCGGAUAUGUGCAUGAGCAGUGAUCAUUGAGGGACUGGAGGAUUGAUGAUAUGCAGAGGAUUGUGUCACACCAGAACUGGAUGCAGAGGACGGAAUUGAAGACAGAAGAUAUUGGGGACGAACAAAUGUAGAUUCUUUCCACACGUUUUGUUUUGAGAUUCCAUGCCCUAUAUGUUUGGCCUUCGGCAGAAUAUCCAAGGAUAAUGUACAAUUUAGAAAGUUAAAAGGACCAAAGUCAGAAUUAUCUCAAGAUAUAAGGAUCAACUUGUGACCUCAUGAUGCACGAUUGAAUCUUUUCCAACAACUCGAGUUAUUGGGAGCAACUGGUUCAUGACAUGGUAUCAGAGCUACCAGUUGAUCCCAAUAACACAAGUUGUUGGGACCAAUUGGUUUUUGACAUGGUAUCAAAGUUUUAUAUGACCGAGAGGUCUUGUAUUCGAAUCCCCACAACCCCCAUUUAUUAAUCACAUGGUAUUCUUGUCUUCAGACCUGUGCAAACUUCAAGCCCUUGUUAGUGACUUUCGUAUGAAGGGGCGUAUUAGUGUAUUAUACGAUCCACGAUUGAACGUUUCCAAACAACUCGAGUUAUUGGAAGCAAGUGGUUCAUGACAGUUUUUAAAACAUCCCUGGAUCCACGACGAUUUAUAAAUAAAUAAACAAAACUAUGGGGUUUGGUUACAGCAAGCAAAAUCAAAGAUAAGAAAUAAUGGCCACUGGU